AUGACUAAUGUAAUUAUUCUCUCAUCACUGCAGGUACUACAAAGUGAUCAUGUUGAGGGAUACAGACUUAGGGUUGAGAGACUACCAAAUGUCUGUAACAUUAAUGAAUAUACCUAUGGCUUGAAUACAACUGAAUUUGAACUCAGCCUUUCCAUGGCAACUUACAAAAUUUCUAUAAAUGCUUUUAAUAAAGCUGGAAACUCUCCAUCAGUAAGCUCAUUGGUCCCUUAUUCGUCUAGUCAAGAUUUUCCUGGCAAGAUUCAUGCCACAGUGCAAAAUAAUAGCAUUGUCCUUACAUGGAAUCCAAUAAGAAAUUGCCCUUUUUUUAUUAUUAACUGGGGCACUAACACAACACAGAUGAAAACUGAUUCCUCUGUAGUGGGAAAUAUUGGAACCUAUUCACUUCCAGGGCCAUUUGAAGCCAUGAAACAAUAUUCCAUAAUCAUCUAUGAAUAUGAAACAUGUGAAUGUACAAAAAAUAUAUCUAUGGAAACCACCUAUGGAAUCACUUAUAUUUAUGCAGAAGAAGGAGUUCCCAAAACAGCACCAGCUAACAUUACUAUUAGCAAUGUCACCAAGCAUUCUGCUGUACUGCAAUGGAAAGAAAUUCCAGAAAUGGACUGCAUGGGUUUUCUGUUGGGCUAUAAAAUAUACUUCACGGACCGCAGAAGGAAUAUAACUCAAGAUGUUAUCAUAAAUUCUUCAACUAUAACAAGUUAUCUACUGAAGGAAAUCACAGAAGGAAAUACAUAUGAAGUAAAGAUAUCAGGAUAUACAAGCAAAGGAGAAGGAGUUCCAAGUGUUUCAUAUACCUUUACAACGCCGAACUAUGCCCAAUAUGAAUUUGAAACUAUUGUGAUCUCUACAUGCAUUGGCAUAGUAUUUGUAGUAAUUCUAGCCGUCACUUUGUGUGUAUAUAUUUUUCACAGAGCGAGGGAGUACUAUUUUCCAAAAAUUCCUAACCCAAAGUACAGCAACAUUGUUAAGAUACAUGAAGAAAUGACUGGAAAGAAUGAACUUAUGCCUACACUUUUAUUAGUAUCCAAAGAAGACUUCAGUGGUGAUACAUCUCACUUGGAAGUUACUGAAGAGGUACAGAGCGUGUACGUCCCAUUAGCUGAAUCUAGUGAAGUUAGUGAAGACGAUAUAUCUCUGAUCAAGAAAUCAAACACCACAAAUGUUGUGGAUCCUUGUGGAAAUCAAGAGUCCAAAGUACAAAAUGCAAUGGUGAUAAUUGAUUACAGUAAUAUGAACUUUAUGCAGAAUAUGAUGAAAAAUAUGCUGCAACCAUCCAGUCAUGGGGAACAAAGGAAUAAUGACGUUCAGUGCAAUCCUCCAUGCACAAUGGCUUUACAUGAUUAUAUUAAAGACAAUGUGAUUUUAAAUAAAUAGCCAGUAUAAGCAAAA
Messenger RNA from Bombina bombina (fire-bellied toad), 1407 nucleotides. RefSeq names its product leukemia inhibitory factor receptor. The record is from RefSeq and is a predicted model, not a curated record. Lineage: Eukaryota; Metazoa; Chordata; Amphibia; Anura; Bombinatoridae. Gene Ontology annotation, cellular component: signaling receptor complex; external side of plasma membrane. The transcript is spliced from 8 exons. Bases 1 to 1392 code for a protein of 463 amino acids. Gene Ontology annotation, biological process: cytokine-mediated signaling pathway. Gene Ontology annotation, molecular function: cytokine receptor activity; cytokine binding.